AUGGAUACCAAUGCUUUAUUGCACUGCUUUGCUGGGACUUUGAAACAUGAUCCAACUAUCAGACAUAAUGCAGAAACACGGCUAAAAGAAAUUAGCAAAACGCCAGGAUUUCUGGGUGCAUGUCUAGAUAUUAUUGCGUCUGGUACUGAAACUUCUGAGAGCAUUAAGUUAUCUGCAUCCCUUUAUUUCAAGAAUAAGAUAAAUUAUGGUUGGAAUGCUUCUGGAAGCUCAACAGGUACAUCAGCUUUUUCUUCUUCAAAUAAGAAUGAAUUAUUGAGCUUCGUAGUGGAUAAUGACGAAAAACCAGUGGUCAAAGAUAUGUUGGUUCAAACCAUGAUAAGUUGUUCCAAAAAUUCUCCUCACUGUAUCCGUAUUUUGAAAUCUGCUUUACUUACAAUUGUUGGCAAUGAAUACCCUAGACACAAUUGGGAUGAUCUUUUACCUAAAUCUUUGGAAUUAAUAUCCAAUGGGGAUUUAGAUUUAGCAUAUAUUGGUUUAUUAUGUCUAUCCGAGAUUUUCCGUACUUAUAGAUGGAAGACUAAUGAUUCAAGACAAGAUUUAGAAAUGCUGAUCAUUAAUUACUUCCCAUCUCUUUUACAAUACGCCAAUGAUUCUCUUUUAUCAAAUGAAUCAAACGUCAAUGAUGAAAGAAUAGGUGAGUUAUUAAGAUUGAUUAUCAAGAUUUAUAAAUUUGUCACUUAUCAUGACUUACCAUUUGUAUUACAGAGAGAUGAACACUUUAUCCCUUGGGCCAACCUAUUCGUUAAAAUUAUCCAAUUACCUUUACCCACUAAUUUUGUAAAUAAAGUUGAUAAAGAAUCAAGAAGCCAUUACUCUUGGAUUAAAUGUAAGAAAUGGGCUUAUGCAAACCUGUUCAGAUUAUUCCAAAGAUAUGCUUGUAAAUCUUUAUCCGGAAGAUACGACUAUGCUGAUUUUAGGGUCAUGUUUAUUGAACAUUUCUUACCCCAUUUUUUACAGGUCAUGUUUCAACAAAUCGAACUAUGGGGUAACGGUUCUCUAUGGUUAAGUGAUGAAUCUUUAUAUUAUAUUUUGAAUUUUAUUGAAACUUGUUCCACCCAAAAGAAAACAUGGCCAUUGAUCCAACCACAUUUUGAAAUCAUUUUAAAAUACGUUAUCUUCCCAUUAUUAACACCAAACGAAGACACUUUAGAGACUUUUGAAAAUGAUCCACAAGAAUACAUUCAUAGAAAUUUAGAAUUAUGGGAUAACGAUUAUUCUCCAGAUUUGGCUGCUACAUCAGUCUUAAUUACUGCUAUUGGAAGACAUCCAUCAUUAACUUUACCACCAACUAUGGAGUUUAUUGUCCAAACUUUACAAACUAACGUGUUGAAUUCAAAUACCACAUUAGAACAAGCAGUUCAUAUUGAAUCUGUAUUAAAAAUGUUUUCAAGUAUCUUGGAUAAAUUAUUAGAAAAAAAAUCACCAUAUCGUAACGACAUAGAGAAUUUGUUAAACACAUUGAUUUUCCCUCUUUUCAAUUCUAGUUAUGGGUUCUUAAAGGCUCGUGUCUGUGAUAUUUGUUCUAAAAUCGGUGAUAUCGAAUUCAAAGACCCAAAGCUUAUCGAAAUCAUUUUUCAAGGCAUCAUGACAUGUUUGAACGAUUCUAGUGAUUCAUAUUUACCAAUCAAUCUUUCUGCAUCCCUAGCUUUACAAACAUUUAUCUCUGAACCUUACUUUAAAGAGACUCUGUCAGGAUCAGUGGUUCCAAUCAUGCAAAAAUUGCUAUCUUUAUCUAAUGAAUUUGAAUCCGAUGCAAUAUCUGGUGUCAUGCAAGAAUUUGUCGAACAGUUUUCUGAUCAGUUACAACCAUUUGGUGUGGAGUUAAUGAAUAAUUUGGUUCAACAAUUCUUAAAGCUGGCCAUAGACUUAAAUGAUGCAUCAAAUAUUGAUCCUGCUACUAUUAUGAAUUCGGAUGAUAUCCCAGAUGAAUCUGAUAAACAGAUGGCUGCAUUAGGCAUUUUAUCCACCAUAAUAUCUAUUCUUUUAUCGUUUGAGAACUCUUUAGAUAUUGUAAAAAAUUUGGAACAAUCAUUUUAUCCUGCUGCUGAAUUCAUAUUAAAGAACAAUAUCGAAGAUUUUUAUCGCGAAUUAAGUGAAUUUUUCGAAAACUCGACAUUUUUGUUACGUCAAGUGACACCAAUCACUUGGAAAGUUCUGGAAUUAAUUGGCGAAGCUAAUCGUAAGGAUGAUAGCAUGAUUUCGUACUAUUUAGAAGAUUUUAUGUUAAUGCUCAAUAAUAUCUUAUCAUAUGGGGGUGAAGAAUUAAGAAAAAAUGGAUUUUAUUUAAAUAUACUUUUUGAGAUUUACGCAGAUUUCAGUAUUACCGAAGAUACCUCAUUGGAUGAAUUAAAUGUACUUUUCGAUCUAUCACAAAAAUUGACAAUUGCAUUAGGCACACAGUUGCCUGAUGCAGUGAGAGAGAAAUUUUUAAAUGACUCUUUACAAGCUAUUUUAACAGAAAAGGAUAUAUUGAAGACUAAUAUUGUGUUUGGCGUUACAUCAUUCAAUGUUAUUUUAGCUAAUAUCGUUUCAGCACCAGCAUUAACGUUAAAAUACUUACAACAAUGUAAUGCACUUGAAUUAUUCUUUGAUAUAUGGUUGAACCAUUAUCUAGCACAUUAUACAAGAACGUUUGAUAUUAAAUUAUCCACAAUGGCAUUAUUAUACCUGUUGACUCAAUUAACCGAGGUUGAAUUGACUAAUUUUUCCAUUGCAAGAAUAUUACCUAAAUUAGGUGCCGAUCUAGUUGAUCUAAUAAAAAGAUACCCAAAAGCUGAACGUGAAUUAGCAGAGAAACGUAAAGAAUAUACAUCUUUCGAUAAUAAUCCAGAAUCUACAUUACACUUCAACGAUGAUGAUGACAACGAUGGCGCUUGGGAUGCAGAUGGCGAUGAUGAGGUAGCAGAUAAUGAGGACGAUUUAAUUGUCCAAAAAUUCUUGGAUGAAUUGAAAAAUAAAGAUGAUUCAGGAUUCCAUAAUACUUUCAGUUUCAACGACAACGGUUCAUUUGAUGACUUGGAAGAAGACCCAUUGACCAAAUCUAUUCUUGAUGAUAUCAAUAUCUACUCAUUAGUCAAGGCCUCUCUAUCUCAUAUGCAGCAAGCUGAUGGGUCAAAGUACCAUGCAGUAUUUGGUCAAUUGACUACAGACCAACAACAAUGCCUGUUGCAAGUAAUAAAUUCCUAA
Arxiozyma heterogenica is the source of this 3207-nucleotide messenger RNA. RefSeq names its product Nmd5p (gene NMD5). Gene Ontology annotation, molecular function: small GTPase binding. The record is from RefSeq and is a predicted model, not a curated record. The coding region runs from base 1 to 3207 and encodes 1068 amino acids. The transcript has a single exon. Gene Ontology annotation, biological process: protein import into nucleus. Lineage: Eukaryota; Fungi; Ascomycota; Saccharomycetes; Saccharomycetales; Saccharomycetaceae. Gene Ontology annotation, cellular component: cytosol; nuclear envelope.